Molecule: messenger RNA, 1586 nt
Organism: Panicum hallii
Lineage: Eukaryota; Viridiplantae; Streptophyta; Magnoliopsida; Poales; Poaceae
Product: transcription factor bHLH35-like
Exons: 5
Coding region: 429-1256 (275 amino acids)
Biological process (GO): regulation of DNA-templated transcription
Cellular component (GO): nucleus
Molecular function (GO): protein dimerization activity; sequence-specific DNA binding; DNA-binding transcription factor activity
Source: RefSeq, a predicted model, not a curated record
GCACGAGAGGCGGCCAUGGCCACAGAAACGCAUGCACCCAUAUCCGUUGUGUCGUGUUCCCCUGCCUUCUCCACGUCCAUACACUUUCGGGACCAAUUCUUGAUAUCAAGAAUCAAGAAGGCAAAUGGCGCACGUUGAACUCGCUGCCAAGGACUUGAGCGCGUCAGGCAGGCGGGGCGGGCCCACGGGGCGCUCUAGAAUUCCCGCACGUUUCCCUCCUGGUCGUCGUUACGCGGCGCAGAGGGAGGACCGGAGCCCACAGCCCAGCGCGCCCGCGACGUGUGCGGUUGCGGUGGGCCCCACCUGCAAGGCUCACAUGCCGGAGCCUAUAAAGCAGCUGGAGGGCGAGGAGUGAGCUCCAGCACUCCCGCGGCGACCACCAACUCAUUCGGAAAACAGAGGAGAGCAGAGGAGGAAGAGGGGCAGCCAUGGAGAUGGGAGACAGCUUCGAGUACUACUGGGAGAUGCAGCGCUUAUUCGAAUCCGACGAGCUCAGCAUCUACCUGAAUGGCGCGCAGGACAACGCGCUGUCCUGCUACGACUCCAGCUCGCCGGACGGGUCCAUGUCCAACUCGUCCUGGGCGCCGGCGGCGACGGCGGACGACGACAAGGGGCCGGGUGCGGCCGCGGCCGAGGGCGGCGUGGGGGAGGGGGCGAACAAGAACAUCAUCAUGGAGCGCGACCGCCGGCGCAAGCUGAACGAGAAGCUCUACGCGCUGCGCAGCGUCGUGCCCAACAUCACCAAGAUGGACAAGGCUUCGAUCAUCAAGGACGCGAUAGAGUACAUCCAGCAGCUGCAGGCGGAGGAGCGGCGGGUGCUGCAGGAGCUCGAGGCCGCCGCCGGCGCGCAGCAAAUGGACAGGGCCGCGUACGAGUACGAGUACGACGAGGGCGUCCUCCUGCAGGCGGAGCGGGCGAAGAAGCCGAAGCGCGCGCCGUCCAUCGCCCCGGCGUCGGCGCCCGUGGAGGUCCUUGAGCUCCGCGUGUCGGAGGUGGGCGAGCGCGUGCUGGUGGUGAGCGUGACGUGCGGCAAGGGGCGCGAAGCCGUGGCCCGCGUGUGCCGCGCCGUGGAGGAGCUCCGGCUCCGCGUCAUCACCGCCAGCAUCACCUCCGUCGCCGGCUGCCUCAUGCACACCAUCUUCGUCGAGUUGGAUCAAGGGGACGACCGUGCUCGGAUGAAGCGCACCAUCGAGGCCGCCCUCACGCAGCUCGACGCCGCCGCCGGCGGGAGCCCCCCGAGUGUGAUGAGCUACUAGCUAGGUCUUCCAACUGACGUCAUCAAGAAGAUAGCUACGGUCGAGCCAGCCAGCCGAUGCUUUUUCUUUUUCUUUUUUUUGAGGGUGUGUUUUUUGUGUGGUACCCUUUCAUCAGCGCCCUCCCUCCAUGUACAUAGGAGGUGUGUUUUUUGAGGCAGCAGGCCAGGAGCUUUAAUUUGUGUGACGACAGGGUUUACAUUAGGAUCGGAGAGAGGCAUGCAGUGAUCGACCUAGCUAGGAGCUGUUAGAGUCGUCUCUCAAAUAAGAAGUGGUUUCACUUUGCCUAAAUCUCAAGGAAUAACACUUAAUUUGACGGCUACAACAAUAACA